Molecule: messenger RNA, 1377 nt
Organism: Fusarium falciforme
Lineage: Eukaryota; Fungi; Ascomycota; Sordariomycetes; Hypocreales; Nectriaceae
Exons: 5
Coding region: 1-1377 (458 amino acids)
Biological process (GO): transmembrane transport
Cellular component (GO): membrane
Molecular function (GO): transmembrane transporter activity
Source: RefSeq, a predicted model, not a curated record
AUGGCCAACAAAUCUCGAGGCAGCUGGUUCAAAUGGUUCGCUGAUGGCGAUAGCCCGCGGGAGCGGAAGCUGAUCACCAAACUUGAUCUUCUCAUUGUUCCCUACGCUGUCUUGGCAUACUGGGUCAAGUACAUGGAUCAAUCCAACUUGAACAAUGCCUACGUCUCAGGGAUGAAAGAGGACCUCAAGUUUGAGGGCAAUGAGCUGGUCAAGCUGCAAACCUUUUACGUCGUCGGCGCCGUCACUGGACAGAUUCCUUUGAUGUUCCUGCUCACUUAUAUUCCCAUGCAUUGGUUGAUCCCCGCUCUCGACAUUCUUUGGGGUGCUGCUUUCUUUCCCGCUGUGAAUUAUCUUCUUGGAGCUUGGUACCGUGGUGACGAACUGGCCAGACGUGGAGGUAUCUUUUACAUCGGCCUAUACCUAGGAACCCUCACUGCCGGUCUCAUCCAGGCCGGCGCCUCGGCCCAGUUGGACGAUGUCCACGGCCUCGCCGGCUGGCGCUGGAUGUACAUCAUCUGCGCCAUCAUCACCAUCCCGAUCGGCAUUCUCGGAUACUUCGUCAUCCCAGGUACCCCCGAACAGCCUAACAGAGUGUGCCUGUCCCAGGAAGACAUCGACCUCAGCACUGAGCGACUGUCUCGUGCUGGCCAUCAGUCCCAUGGAAAGCUUGGCUUGAACACCCUCAAGCGGAUCGCCAUGAAGCCGCAGUUCUGGACCAUCAUCCUUCUCGACGUCCUUUUCUGGAACUCUCAGCUGCAUACCAGCUCUGGAAGUUUCCUGCUCUGGAUCAAGUCUCUUGAGCGCUAUACUAAGGCCCGCAUUAACGAACUUGGCACGAUUGCCCCGGCGCUGGGUAUCUUCUACGUUCUCCUCGUGUCUUUUGCCUCUGAUCUAUACCUUGGACCUGCUUGGGCUAUUACGGCUGCCUAUACCUGGAAUAUCAUUGGCCUCAUUAUCCUCAUCGUCUGGAGUGUCCCCGAAGCUGCGAAAUGGUUUGCCUUCUCAACCAUCUACUCUGCCAACGCCAUGGCACCAGCACUUCACGGCUGGGUCAACACGCAGCUGAGAACAUCGCCAGCGGAGAGGUCCUUUGCUCUUGUUCUCAUCACCGCCAUUGCCCAGUCAUCCACAGCAUGGACGCCCUUGCUGGUCUACAAGACGGUCGAAGCUCCUCAUUUCAUUAAGGGCUUUUCCUUCUCGCUUGGAUGCUCUGUUGCCCUGGUAAUUGCGACGCAUCUGCUGAACCAAUAUCUCAAGAGACGAGAUCCUCAAACCGUGGAUCCGGCUGCUCAGGUUGCUGUCGAAGAAGCGGCUGUCAGCCCCGAUCUCAAGAGCGCGAGUGCUAAGGAAACCGAGAGAGACGGUCUCAGCUCAUGA